GGGAGACUGGGUACCCCUCUAGGCGCCAUUUUGGUUUGAAAGAUUUUUGCAAACAUAGAGAACUCAUAAAUACGUCUAAAAAAACAUGAAUGGGGCCAUAGACGAACCAGAACUAUUAACAGAAAUCCCUCCAGUCCUUAAAAGGCUAGCUAAAGUAGUAGUACGUGGGUUCUACGACACAGAACAGGUUGCCAUCAUCAAUGUUCUUACGAACGCCAAACACCCUUGUGUGAAAGAAGACGAUCUUAUGGAUUUAGUGAGAUUUGACAAAAGGCAGUUAAGACAAGCCCUAGUGCGUCUAAAAAACGAUAAACUCAUCAAGCAGAGAAUACACAAAGAAAAGGCGCCAGACACUGGGAUGACUCUUACUUUUAACUACUAUUUCAUAAACUUCAAAGUGUUCGUCAAUGUUGUCAAGUAUAAAUUAGACCAUGUGAGAAAGAAAAUCGAAAGCGACGAAAAGCAAGCCAAAAACAGACCAUCCUUUGUGUGCUCUGAGUGCCAUAAUAAAUAUUCAGACCUAGAAGUGGAUCGAUUAAUUGACAUGACCACGGGGUUGUUGAAGUGUACGUACUGUAGUGGGACAGUUGAAGAAGACACGUCAGAGAUACAAGAAGGCAACAACAAGAGAACGUCACUGGCGAAAUUUAACGAGCAAAUUGAGCCAAUAUUCAAAUUGCUACGUGACUCAGAGAAUAUCAAUCUAGCCGACGCCAUCUUGGAACCUGAACCAGAUCUGACAUCAAUAAACAAACAUGUGUCCCAUAGUCACAUCUCAGGACAUGCCUCCAGGUCAGGGUGGGCCAGUGAUCGCUAUGGUAUGGAAGCUACCGACUUAGGGAUUAAGAUCAGUAUGGGAGCUGAGGAUGAGGCUGGCGCAGCUAACAAGAGGGUAAAGGAAGCACCAAUCUGGAUGAAACAAAGUACCGUCCACUCCGCCCCAGAGGCAGUGGCUCAGGCUGCUACACCCAAUGACGCCAGCACAUCAGAAAAACAUGCACUUGAUCACAGCACUGAGGAUGAGGUCCUAGCAGAUCUCUUAGCUCAUGAGUCUGUUGCUAAGAAACCAAAGUUGGAUAUCAAGGCAGCAUUAGGUGAAGACGAGAAUUCCAGCUCUAGUGACUCAGAUAGCGAGAAGGCGAGCAAUGCUACUGCCCCUACCCAUGACAAAGUCACAGAUUUCAUGGAUGCCGCUGAUAGUGAUGACGAGGAAGAAGAACACAAGAUUAAGGUGAAUGGAAAAGUGGUGGCUUUGGGUGACGUAACAGAUGACAUGAUGAAAUUAAUGUCACCAGAAGAGGAAGAAGCAUACCACAAAGCCUUCGAACAAGCAUACAGCCAUAUGUACUAGUAUUAUGAUAAAAAAAAAAUACCAUGAAGCCUUUGAACAAGCAUACAGCAAUAUGUACUAGUAUUAUAAUAAAAUAAUACCAUGAAGCCUUUGAACAAGCAUACAGCCAUAUGUACUAGUAUUAUGAUAAAAAAAAUACCACAAAGCCUUUGAACAAGCAUACAGCCAUGUGUACUAGUAUUAUAAUAAAACAUUACCACAAAGCCUUCGAACAAGCAUACAGCCAUAUGUACUAGUAUUAUAAUAAAAUAAUACCACAAAGCCCUUGAACAAGCAUACAGCCAUAUUUACUAGUAUUAUAAU
This is a messenger RNA of Nematostella vectensis (starlet sea anemone), 1654 nucleotides long. Its product is annotated as general transcription factor IIE subunit 1. Lineage: Eukaryota; Metazoa; Cnidaria; Anthozoa; Actiniaria; Edwardsiidae. The transcript has a single exon. The record is from RefSeq and is a predicted model, not a curated record. The coding region runs from base 86 to 1351 and encodes 421 amino acids. Gene Ontology annotation, biological process: transcription open complex formation at RNA polymerase II promoter; transcription initiation at RNA polymerase II promoter. Gene Ontology annotation, cellular component: transcription factor TFIIE complex.